Messenger RNA from Drosophila nasuta, 4285 nucleotides. RefSeq names its product splicing factor 3b subunit 3 (gene Sf3b3). NCBI's taxonomy places the organism in Eukaryota, Metazoa, Arthropoda, Insecta, Diptera, Drosophilidae. Gene Ontology annotation, cellular component: nucleus. The transcript has 11 exons. Gene Ontology annotation, molecular function: protein binding; nucleic acid binding. Bases 180 to 3869 code for a protein of 1229 amino acids. The record is from RefSeq and is a predicted model, not a curated record.
UUUUCCGUCUACUUUUUCUUCACCGGUCAAGCGAAGCGGUCGCAUUGUUUGUGAUGCCGUUGAUUUAAAGUGAAAAAGUUUAAUCCAAGCGCAUCAUUCUUAAAAUGUGUCAAUUCAUUGAAUAAACUAGUAAAAGUGCAAUUGUAUGUGUUGGCUUUGAAGUAGCGGGCAGCUUCAACAUGUACUUGUAUAAUUUGACGCUACAAAAGGGCACCGGCGUCACGCACGCGGUGCACGGCAACUUUUCGGGUGGCAAGCAGCAAGAAGUGCUGCUGUCACGUGGCAAGUCGCUGGAGUUGCUUCGCCCUGAUCCCAAUACCGGCAAAGUUCACACGUUGAUGUCAACAGAAAUCUUUGGCUGCAUUCGUGCUCUGAUGGCCUUUCGUCUGACGGGUGGCACAAAAGAUUACAUUGUUGUUGGUUCAGACUCUGGUCGCAUUGUCAUUCUGGAAUACAUUCCCAGCAAGAAUGCGCUUGAAAAAGUGCAUCAGGAGACCUUUGGCAAGUCCGGCUGUCGUCGCAUUGUCCCUGGUCAAUACUUUGCCAUCGAUCCAAAAGGUCGUGCCGUGAUGAUUGGUGCUGUGGAAAAGCAAAAGUUGGCCUACAUCAUGAACCGUGAUACACAGGCACGUUUGACCAUCUCGUCGCCAUUGGAAGCUCACAAGUCGAACACACUGACUUAUCACAUGGUUGGUGUCGAUGUUGGCUUUGAUAAUCCAAUGUUUGCUUGUCUGGAAAUCGACUACGAAGAAGCAGAUUUAGAUCCAUCAGGUGAAGCAGCUCAGCGCACUCAACAAACACUGACAUUUUACGAAUUGGAUCUUGGCCUGAAUCAUGUGGUUCGCAAGUACUCUGAACCACUCGAAGAGCACGCAAAUUUCUUGGUUUCUGUGCCCGGAGGCAAUGACGGACCUUCGGGUGUGCUCAUUUGCUCUGAGAAUUAUCUGACAUAUAAGAAUCUGGGCGAUCAGCAUGAUAUUCGUUGUCCCAUUCCGCGUCGUCGCAACGAUCUCGAUGAUCCGGAGCGUGGCAUGAUCUUUAUAUGUUCGGCAACACAUCGCACCAAGAGCAUGUACUUCUUUCUGCUGCAAACGGAGCAGGGCGAUAUCUUUAAAAUCACCCUGGAGACCGACGAUGAUGUUGUGUCGGAGAUCAAGCUCAAGUACUUUGACACUGUGCCACCAGCAACGGCAAUGUGUGUGCUGAAGACUGGUUUUCUGUUUGUCGCCAGCGAAUUUGGCAACCAUUAUCUGUAUCAAAUUGCACAUCUGGGCGAUGACGAUGAUGAACCCGAAUUCAGCUCUGCGAUGCCAUUGGAGGAGGGCGAGACUUUCUUCUUUGCUCCACGUGCAUUGAAGAACCUCGUGUUGGUCGAUGAGUUGCCCUCGUUUGCACCCAUUAUUACCUCCCAGGUGGCUGAUCUGGCCAAUGAGGACACGCCACAGUUGUACGUGCUCUGUGGUCGUGGUCCACGCUCUACACUUCGUGUACUGCGUCAUGGCCUCGAGGUAUCUGAGAUGGCUGUCUCUGAGCUGCCCGGUAAUCCAAAUGCCGUAUGGACUGUCAAGAAACGUGUUGAUGACGAGUUUGAUGCCUAUAUCAUUGUCUCCUUCGUGAAUGCCACUCUGGUUCUGAGCAUUGGUGAGACCGUUGAGGAAGUAACGGAUAGUGGUUUCCUUGGCACAACGCCAACAUUGUGUUGCGCUGCCUUGGGUGACGAUGCUUUGGUUCAAGUCUAUCCCGAUGGCAUUCGUCACAUCCGUUCCGAUAAACGUGUGAAUGAAUGGAAGGCGCCGGGCAAGAAAUCCAUUACCAAAUGCGCCGUCAAUCAACGUCAGGUUGUCAUCACGCUCUCUGGUCGGGAAUUGGUUUACUUUGAAAUGGAUCCGACUGGCGAGUUGAACGAGUACACAGAACGCUCUGAAAUGCCUGCCGAGAUCAUGUGCAUGGCUUUGGGAACAGUGCCUGAUGGCGAGCAACGUUCCUGGUUCUUGGCUGUGGGCCUCGCUGAUAACACUGUGCGCAUACUCUCGCUGGAUCCCAACAACUGCCUCUCGCCCUGCUCUAUGCAGGCUUUGCCCUCGCCAGCCGAGUCUUUGUGCUUGGUUGAGAUGGGUCACACAGAGAGCACCACAGCGGGUGGUGGAGCAGAUGAUGAUUUGCCACCUCAGCGCAGUGGUGGCAGCAAUAAAGGCACAAUCUAUCUGAAUAUUGGAUUAAGCAAUGGCGUCUUGCUUCGAACUGUUUUGGAUCCCGUAUCUGGAGACUUGGCGGAUACACGUACACGUUACUUGGGCUCGCGUCCGGUGAAACUGUUCCGCAUCAAGAUGCAGGGAGCGGAGGCAGUGCUGGCCAUGUCCAGCCGCACUUGGCUGUCGUACUAUCAUCAGAAUCGUUUCCAUUUGACGCCAUUGUCCUACGAGACACUGGAGUACGCUUCGGGCUUCUCCAGUGAGCAGUGUAGUGAAGGUAUUGUGGCCAUUUCAACGAAUACGCUGCGUAUCUUAGCACUUGAGAAACUUGGAGCUGUCUUCAAUCAGGUGGCAUUCCCGCUGCAGUACACGCCGCGUGCUUUUGUCAUACAUCCGGAUACGGGACGCAUGCUAAUUGCCGAGACGGAUCACAAUGCGUACACUGAAGAUACGAAGAAUGCACGCAAAGAACAAAUGGCGGACGAAAUGCGUAGUGCUGCUGGCGAUGAGGAACGAGAGCUGGCCAGAGAGAUGGCGAAUGCCUUUAUCAAUGAAGUGCUGCCAGAGGAUGUUUUCUCUGCACCCAAGGCUGGACUGGGUCUGUGGGCCUCACAGAUUCGCUGCCUGGAUGCCAUGCAAGGCCAGACAAUGUUCAGCGUGCCGCUGACUCAAAACGAGGCAAUCAUGUCGAUGGCAUUGCUGAAGUUCUCCAUUGCUGCCGAUGGACGCUAUUACUUGGCGGUGGGAAUCGCUAAGGAUUUGCAGUUGAAUCCACGCAUAUCACAAGGUGGCUGCAUUGAUAUCUACAAGAUUGAUCCGACGUGCACAAGUCUGGAGUUUUUGCAUCGCACAGAGAUUGAGGAGAUACCUGGCGCACUCUGUGGAUUCCAGGGUCGCUUGUUGGCGGGCUGUGGACGCAUGCUGCGUAUCUACGAUCUGGGCAAGAAGAAGAUGCUGCGCAAGUGCGAGAACAAACACAUUCCCUACCAGAUUGUCAACAUUCAAGCCAUGGGUCAUCGUGUUUAUGUGUCUGAUGUGCAGGAAUCUGUGUUCUUCAUACGCUAUCGUCGUGCCGAGAAUCAGCUCAUCAUAUUUGCCGAUGAUACGCAUCCUCGUUGGGUGACGGCCACAACGCUGCUAGACUACGAUACCAUCGCUAUAGCUGACAAGUUUGGCAACCUGAGCAUUCAACGCCUGCCGCAUUCGGUGACCGAUGAUGUGGACGAAGAUCCAACUGGUACCAAAUCGUUGUGGGAUCGUGGCUUGUUGUCUGGAGCAUCGCAAAAGUCGGAGAAUAUUUGCUCGUUCCAUGUGGGCGAGAUAAUCAUGUCACUGCAGAAGGCCACGCUCAUUCCUGGCGGAUCUGAGGCAUUGAUCUAUUCGACAUUGAGUGGAACUGUUGGUGCCUUUGUGCCGUUCACCAGUCGCGAGGAUUAUGACUUCUUCCAGCACCUGGAGAUGCAUAUGCGCAAUGAGAAUCCGCCGUUGUGUGGCCGCGAUCAUCUCAGCUACCGCAGCUCCUACUAUCCGGUGAAGAAUGUUCUCGACGGGGAUUUGUGCGAACAGUAUUUAUCCAUUGAUGCAGUGAAGCAGAAGAGCAUUGCCGGCGACAUGUUCCGCACGCCAAAUCAGAUCUGCAAGAAGCUGGAAGACAUUCGCACACGCUAUGCAUUCUAAGUAGUUUUGCUUUGGAUAUGCAGCGAAGCAGCAGCAACGAAAAUUCUAUUCAUUUUAAAAGCUACAGUAAUAAAACCCAAGUACUGCGGAUCUCUCACGUGGAUGUCCUUAAAAGCACAAAAGCUGUACUUUGGAUGCGAGCUUUUGGAUUUCUAAAUAUAUUUUACAUACUAGUUUAAAUAUGUAAUCGGUAAUCUUUAGCCGUAGAUUGCACAUUGAUACACAACAUAUACAACCACUAAAAUGACUGCCUAUUUAUAUUAGAUUUAAUGGUUGCACAAAUUCCAAAUAUUUGUGCAGCAUCUCUUAUUUAAUAUAGAGUGUUGUGUGUUCCCCUCAUCACACUCGCCCCCUCACAAUGUAGUCUAAGCAACAAUUUUAAAUACACAAUAAAUGAAGAAGAACAAAUAAGCUAA